GGAUGUUCAACUCUUUGGCUGUGCAAGGACCUACAACAGCAUGCCUAUGUUACGCUGAAGGUAUUCGAGUGCAAUUCGGAAGAAGGCCAAAGAGAGACAGACAUCUACCACUAUUUGAAUUUCCUCGGUGCAGUAAAUCAUGCUGGUGCUAAGCUUAUCCGCAAAGCGUUGGAUAGCUUCCAGAUUAUUUCUGCAGACCGUAAAUUUGGAUGUCUUGUUCAUCCUCCGCUGGGGAUAAGUCUAUAUGAUUUUCGCGCCCAAUUUGGGGCGAAGGUACUCUCCGAAAAUAUAGUCAAGUUGACCCUGAUGCAUCUCCUUCUUACUCUUGAUUAUCUUCAUACAGAUGCUGGGAUUGUCCAUUCGGGUAUUAUCCAAAAGAACAUCAUGAUGGGUAUUGAGGACACAACGAUCUUAGCCGAUUUUGAAGAGCGAGAGAAAUCCAAUCCUAGCCCACAGAAAAUCAUUGGAAAUCGGGUAAUCUAUGUUUCUCGAAAGCUUAGGAAAACCAAGCAACAUGGUCGUCCUAUCCUUUGUGAUUUUGGUCAGGCUCGCUAUGGGUCCAAUACUUACACCAGGGAUAUUCAGCCCUAUAUUUACCGGACUCCCGAGGUGGUAUUACGGAUGCCUUGGUAUGAAAAGGUUGAUAUCUGGAACGUCGGAGUGCUGACAUGGGAUAACUUCCAACAAGGACAUCUGUUCUACGCUCGAGAUUCAGCUAAGGAAAACUCUGAUGGCCAUCAUCUCGCCGAAAUGAUCGCAUUAUGGGACCACCACCGAGAGAAAUGAUUCAGAGCAGUGACUUUGCGAGCGAAUUCUUUGACCGCGAAGGUAUGUAUGAAUCAUGAUCUUCCAAGAGGCUUUUGCUGACUACGAAAUAGGGAAUGGGAAGGGGACCAUUGAUAUCCCUCCUAUUUCGUUGGAGAAGCUGGAAGCAAGUUUGGAUGGUAAAUCGCAGCAGCUUUUCAUCCAAUUCCUUCGCAAGAUACUCAAACGGAAGCCCGAGGAGAGAGAAUCGGCAAGGGACCUAUUGGACGAUCCUUGGUUACGUUCACCUUAAGACAUACAUCGAUGCUUAGCAGAUC
Aspergillus novofumigatus IBT 16806 is the source of this 1082-nucleotide messenger RNA. RefSeq names its product kinase-like protein. Gene Ontology annotation, molecular function: protein kinase activity; ATP binding. Gene Ontology annotation, biological process: protein phosphorylation; regulation of mRNA processing; spliceosomal complex assembly. The annotation marks the transcript as partial. The record is from RefSeq and is a predicted model, not a curated record. Lineage: Eukaryota; Fungi; Ascomycota; Eurotiomycetes; Eurotiales; Aspergillaceae. The transcript is spliced from 4 exons.